This is a messenger RNA of Dalotia coriaria, 3182 nucleotides long. Its product is annotated as cubilin. Gene Ontology annotation, molecular function: serine-type endopeptidase activity. The record is from RefSeq and is a predicted model, not a curated record. Bases 78 to 2843 code for a protein of 921 amino acids. Lineage: Eukaryota; Metazoa; Arthropoda; Insecta; Coleoptera; Staphylinidae. The transcript has 7 exons.
CGUUCAACAACAAUUAAUUACAAGCAUGUUUGUCUUCUAGUGUUUUUCACAUUUAUUCUUACAAUAUAAUUGCAAUAAUGAUAUUUUUUAAAAAGACAGUGCUUUAUACAUUAGUGAUUUUUAUUUUACUGAUUAACCAAGUAAUAUGUUUUGAUUUAAUACGUCACAAAAGACAAUUACGAGGAAAUAGACCACGUGACCGUGAAGUGAACGCUACUAGCAUAAUUCUUGAAACAGAGGAACGCAUCAACAAUCGAACAAGUGGAUCUAACAUCAAUGACAAUGGUGACAAAGUGGAGGAUCAAGCACAAAUGGCUGCCACUUGUGGAGGGAUAUUCUCACAACCACAAUUUAUAAUUGAAAGUCCACGGUAUCCAAGCAACUAUCCAAGCAAUGCAAAUUGUUUGUACAUAUUCAAAGGACCGUACUGCCAAACCAAUUACACAUUACAAUUCUUGGAUUUCAACUUAGAGAAUUCAUUGGGUUGUGUUAAUGAUCGCUUAGAAGUGAAAAUUCGUGAUGCCCUAUGUGGAAUUAAAGACGGUUUUAAGCAGUAUGCUACAUCUUCUGGUACUUUAGAACUAAAUUUUAUAAGUAAUGGUGAUACCACUGCAAGAGGAUUCCGGAUAUUAGUAUCUCGCUCUUUAUGUUUGACGAAUAAUCCACCUGUGGUGUCAAGAGACCCCAAUGAAAACCAACCUACUACAACAAAUGUUCCAAAUGUCUUUGCACCUCCAGUAAGACCUGAUACAUUCAGACCAACGCAAUUUCCGGUUUAUGUACCUACACGGCAACCACAAACGCCUGUCAGGCCAUAUUUACCGCCGACUUCUAAGGCCCCUCCAAGUGAGCUAUACCCUAACGCGAAGGAACCAUCUUGUUGUGCAGCCACCUACAGUGCUAAACGUUUCUUCAUUUCAAGUCCAGGUUUUCCUCAUAGCCCCAACUCACCUGCUCAAUGUAGUUUUACUAUCUACAGAGCAAGUCAAAAGGUGUGUCGUUUAAGAAUACAAAUGCAUUAUUUUUGGGUUGGUGAACAAGAUUCAUCAUGCACUAGAGGUUAUCUCCAAAUUGAUGGUAAACUAAUUUGUGGAUGCCACACUGGUUUAAAACUAGUAUCACCAUUUGAAGGUCACUUUGGCAAUACAAAAGUAUUCCGCUAUAUGAAUAUAGGAGCUAAUUUUGAUGGCCACGCAUUCAGUGGAUUUGCUUUGGAAGUGAUUCAAGAUGAAUGUCCGAAAAGAUACUUACCAGACUCAUCAGAAAUUUCUAAUCAUCCAGCAGAAAUACUUCCCAGAUUUAAUUUUUAUCAAGAUCAAUUUAAUCGAGUUGGUUUUCCAAAUUUAACGCAUGAAGCGUUAUCAUCGGCGUUGUUGAAUGGAAACACUGAAGUUUUCGAGCCGAUUGAUUUAGGUUUUCGACCACGCGUGGUCAAACAUGUCUACUACUUUGACAGCCCGGAUUACACCUACGAUGUUUCUUACUCUUACAAUAAACAACCACGAGAUGUUGAAGAAACUAACUAUUUGGAAACCACUGAUUUAAAUGCUUUAUAUCCGAGUGGAUUUGAUUUAAAUAAAUGUACAUUAUGGAAUAGUAAUGAAUGGAAUCAAUUAAACAAGGAUGUCGCUUGGCAGCGUAUGCCUAAAUGCAAUGACAUCACUGUUAAUAGUAAUAGUUAUGUACCUCCUCAGACUGAAGUAAGCCGGGAAUCAGGAUGUAAAGAAUAUAGUUUUCUGAAAGGAUAUUUCCAAAGUCCUGGAUAUCCAUAUUAUUAUCCGAAGAAUAUAAACUGCUGCUACCGAUUUUAUAAACAAAGGGGUUAUUGCAAAAUCCGCUUGAUCAUGUUAGAUUUCCAAGUUGAAGAUAGCUACGACUGCCGCAAGGAUUAUUUGCUGAUGAAUAAUAAUUUUCGGUAUUGCGGGCAGAGUUUGGCGAACACAUUCACGUUGUUUGACAUGAGUGGAAAAUCAUUUGAACAAAUUAGAUUUGUGACCAAUGAUCGAAUAGGUGGACGAGGUUUCCGUGGUAUUUAUGAACAAAUACCCUGCACGAGUGCGGAAUUACCUUAUAGCACUACAGAAUCUCCAGCGCCACCACCGCCGCCGUUUACAUCAACUACCACUUUACCGCCAAACGUGCCUUGUUUGCGUAACAUUAAGGAUGACUAUUUCACCAUCGACAUUUACGAUUAUGGCAAGGAUAUGUGCAAUUUUGAUGUGUACAAAGCAAAUCCUAGCGUUUGUCGAUUGGAAAUCACGUUCGUCACGUUCGAUUUUCCCUGCGAUUUGGAAUAUUUAGAAAUCAACGGCAAACAAUACUGUGGUAAUUUAUCUGGUGAAAUGGUUUAUAUGAGGUUUGAAAAUCGUCAAGUUAUCUCAAUAAUUUAUAAACGUGUAUCAUAUAAACCCGGAGUUGGAUCAGGAUUAAAAUUACAUAUGGUCGGAAGACAAUCAAGCACAGAUUGUGUUGAAAUACCGCCAGCUGAACGUAUAUUGGAUCAACCUGUGCUAUUGAAAAGCAUACAAGAUGAUACCACUAAGAAUACGACAAUGUCAAUGCAGAUUCUUCAGAAAUUAGAUGAUGUUUCUGUUAUAUUGCGUAAGAAGUAUCCAGAAGUUUGUGGAGUUGUUUUAAGUGCUAAAGAGAAGAACAACGAAUCUUUGUGCAAUAUUAUCCUUAAUAACAAAAAUAAUUUAGAUUGUAAUUCUGUUUCAGAUAAUACUAUCUAUUUGCCAUACAAAGCUGCCGAAGAUAAAUUAGAGCUAAAAUUUAAAGAUGUUAAAACCGUCCAAGAAAUUGAGUUCAAGGAAAUCACGUGCGAUAAUAAGUUUAUCUUAUAAUCACUAUAAAGUAUUGAUCGUUAAAUAAUAAACUAUGCAUGUAUCCACUUUCCAAAGUUUUGUCGAGUUAUUUAAUUAAACUUUUAAGUUGUAUUUUAAAUUUAAUUCCUACACUUGGAAGUUAGUAUAGAAUGUCAAAAGCAAACUGUUGAAAGGAAUUUAAUCCAGAAGUGAGUAACGCAAAGGAAUUUCAUUUUGCAAUAGUCUCGUUUAUUAUUUUUUCAGUAAAUAGAUAUAGUCAUAGGCAUGUAGUAUUUAUGUUUGAACAUUAUUAUUGUAUAUUCAUUUAUUCGUAUUUAUUAAAAUGAUAUAAUGUAAAUAUACAUAAUUUGCAGAUAA